Punica granatum (pomegranate) is the source of this 1225-nucleotide messenger RNA. The record is from RefSeq and is a predicted model, not a curated record. Lineage: Eukaryota; Viridiplantae; Streptophyta; Magnoliopsida; Myrtales; Lythraceae.
AUUUUCCCCUUUUUCCUGAAAAUCUUUUCCGAGAACCAUCCCAUGCAGGGAAGCUCCUUUGGGCCCGGAACUAAAAAUUUAUCAGGUCAGCCCACCCAAAAGGAUCAUUGCUGAACCGGCCGGUUCUCUGAUGAGCCGACCAUUACCGAUUCAUUGUCGCCUUCCUCGUUGAAGCUACGGUGCUUUAGCUCACCUCCCUAAGUUCCACCACUCGAAAAUCCCGCAAAAAUGGCGAUAUUGCUAGCAGCGGUUUCCUGCCUACGCUCCGCUCCAAAUUCCAAACCCUCUCUCCCUACCCAGCCCAAGCGGAAAUGCCGUCCCGUUCCUCAGCUCCGACCCGGGAUUCAGACUAGAAUACCUGCUGCCGUGAAGAACCUGACAGCCCUCACCGGCCUUCUCGGUGCGGGCUUCGCGGUGGCGCUUGUGGGCCCUGCAUUUGCAGCUGGGGACUUACCCUUUUCGCAGCUGAGUGAGCCCUCCAACGCUCUGUCUCUGCCUACGUGGGUUGUCCACGUAUCCAGCGUCGUUGAAUGGAUUACGGCGAUGGCAUUGGUGUGGCAGUAUGGUGAGGCGUCUGGGGUUGAAUCCUGGAAAGGUCUCUCUUGGGGAAUGGUGCCCCUGCUUGGGGGAGCGUUCUGUGCUUGCACGUGGCAUUUCUUUUACAAUUCUGAAUCUCUUGAGGUUUUAGUGGCUCUUCAAGCAGCACUUACCGUCAUAGGGAAUAUUACGAUGUGUCUGGCUGCAUUUCGUAUAUACAGAGCAACGGAGAAAAGCUCCAAAAAUAUGUGAAGUUUCUCUAGCAGCUUCUUAUCUGUCCAUCUGCAAUACGGUCCAUGGAACUGUUUACAGCCUCCUACUUUAAUUCGCAUUGACAUGUGACGGGCCCAAACCUUUCUCAUCAGCUGAGAGCUGAAUGCUGGAGCAGUUACUAUACUGGCCAAUGGAGAGAGAAAAAUGGAUUUGUUUAAUCUCAUAUUUCUGUUGGGUUUAUUGGAGCAAAAUUAUCAGGUUUCUUGAGGUGGGGUGACAUGUAUUUCGUAGAUAUUUGGGUUGAUCCGGGAUGGCUGCAUCUGAGAACUUUUUAGUUACUAUUAUUUUCAAAUAUUGAGGUACAAGUUGUACUUUGAUCAAUGUCUAGCGAUGUUUGUAAUUAGCAUCUGUUUAGUAAUGAGGAGUGUACAAAUUUCAUUAAACAAGAAGAAUAACAAUGGAAGAUUAUCACCUA